This is a messenger RNA of Miscanthus lutarioriparius, 936 nucleotides long. NCBI's taxonomy places the organism in Eukaryota, Viridiplantae, Streptophyta, Magnoliopsida, Poales, Poaceae. The record is from the annotation of a GenBank genome assembly.
AUGGAUUCCUCCGGCGGCGGCGGCGGCGGCGGUGGAGCGCAGAUCAAGGGUAUGGCGACGCACGGGGGCCGCUACGUGCUGUACAACGUGUACGGAAACCUCUUCGAGAUCCUUGCCUUAAAGGACGUAAUACGCCCCCCAACUAGAGAGAACUUUAAUGACGUGUACAUUGUUACUGAGUUAAUGGAUACAGAUCUCCAUCAGAUCAUACGCUCAAAUCAGCCAUUGACUGAUGAUCAUUGCCAGUACUUCUUGUAUCAGUUGCUAAGAGGGCUAAAAUAUGUGCACUCAGCAAAUAUAUUGCACCGCGAUCUAAAGCCGAGCAAUUUGUUCCUAAAUGCAAAUUGUGACCUCAAGAUCGCAGACUUUGGGCUUGCAAGGACCACCUCGGAGACAGAUCUCAUGACAGAGUAUGUGGUCACUCGUUGGUACAGGGCACCAGAGCUGCUGUUGAACUGUUCACAGUAUACUGCUGCCAUUGAUGUCUGGUCAGUUGGAUGCAUAUUAGGUGAAAUUGUUACUCGCCAACCCCUGUUUCCUGGACGGGAUUACAUCCAGCAAUUGAAAUUGAUCACUGAGCUCAUAGGCUCACCAGAUGAUGCAAGCCUGGGAUUCCUUCGAAGUGAUAAUGCAAAAAGAUACAUGAAACAACUACCACAGUUUCCAAGGCAGGACUUCCGCCUGUGUUUCCGCAACAUGUCUCCUGGUGCAGUCGAUUUGUUGGAGAGAAUGCUUGUGUUUGAUCCAAGCAGACGGAUUACAGUUGAUGAGGCUCUGCAUCACCCAUACUUGGCUUCACUUCAUGAGAUCAAUGAAGAACCUACCUGCCCUGCACCUUUCAGCUUUGAUUUUGAGCAACCAUCCUUUACAGAAGUGCAUAUAAAAGAACUUAUCUGGAGGGAAUCUUUAGCAUUUAACCCGGAUCCUCCCUACUAA